Molecule: messenger RNA, 1581 nt
Organism: Funneliformis geosporum
Lineage: Eukaryota; Fungi; Glomeromycota; Glomeromycetes; Glomerales; Glomeraceae
Source: the annotation of a GenBank genome assembly
AUGAAUUACGACGAUACUCGCCUAGUGGUUGGAAUAGAUUUUGGAACAACUUAUUCAGGAUUUGCAUAUGCCAAUAAAAUAAAUCCAGAAAUCAUAACGAACGACACAUGGACGGACCAAAUUGGUCAACUGAAAACUAAUACGGUCCUUCAAUAUGAUGAAAAUUUUUAUCAAGUUGAAGCAUGGGGAUGUCCAGCUUUAGCAAAACGUCAGAAAAGGAAGGACCGCAGCAAUCCACCUAAGCCUAUCGAAUUAUUUAAAUUACAUUUAGGUGAUAUACCCAAAGAAAAUAAACCUGUUUUACCCCCUGGCUUAAGUUAUAAAAGGGCCAUUACUGAUUACCUUCGCGAAAUAGAUACCGUUACAACAAGAUGGCCGAAUAUCAAUUUUAUGUCUCAAGUUAAAAUUGUCGUAACGGUUCCUGCGGAAUUUUCCGAAAAAUCCAAGAGUAUUAUGAGGGAAUGUAUAUUUAACGCAGGAUUAAUUAGCGACCUUCACACCGUUCGCUUACAAUUCACAACUGAACCCGAAGCUGCUGCGAUUUAUUGUAUGAGAACUUUAGCAGAACAUUUUGACAAUCCUAUAGGAAUGGUUAGCGAAAAUAAAUUAGGAGAAAUUACUGAAAGGACGGGAGAUUUUUGUGGUAGUGCGUACGUGGAUCAAGAAUUUAUAAAAUUCCUUGAAACCAAAGUAGGAGAAAGUGCAAUAGAAUUAUUAAGAAAGAAUAAUUACAAUCAAUUUCAAUAUAUGAUACAAGAAUUUUGUAAGCAUGUUAAAUUAUUAUUUAGUGGAGAAAAAACAAGUUACAAACCUUAUGAAUUUGAUUUAGAAGAAGUAUGUCCGGUCCUAAAACAAUAUGUUACGGGAACAUUUAGAGAUAAUUUAGAAGAGGAAGAUUGGAUGUUCGAGUUAACCUUUAAGAAUGUUAAAGAUAUGUUUGAUCCGGUUCUAAGCAAAAUUAUUUCUUUGAUAAAAGAUCAACUUGGUUCUAGUAAAGAUAAAUGUACCGCCAUGUUUUUAGUCGGCGGUUUCAGUGAAUCAAAAUAUUUACAAUUUAAAGUUAAACAGGAAUUUAAAAGUCAAGUAUCAAUCAUUUCUGUACCAAGACAACCGAUUGCUGCUAUUGUGCGUGGUGCCGUUGAUUAUGGUCUCAACGCUAAAGUUAUCAAAUCACGUGUAUUGAAGUAUACUUAUGGCACAAAAACUUCUCCUCUUUGGACUUCUGCUGACCCAAAAAGUCGUAAAAGACCUGAUGGAAGAAUUUUUAAAUUCUUUACUUUAGCAGAAAAAGGAAAACGUGUUGAUGUUGAUGAAGAAGUUUCUCAUAGCUUUAGCGUUGCACGGCCAGAACAAACAAGCAUGGAUAUGGACAUAUACGUGACGAGGAACGGUUCUGCAAAAUUUUGCGACGAAGAUGACGUAGUAUUACUUGGUAAUUUCAGUGUAGCGAUGCCAGAACUCGGUUUAAAGAGAUCAGUCUUGUAUACGCUUCGAUUCGGUGAAAUGGAAAUUAGAGCUACGGCAAAGAACAAACAAAGUGGCAAAGAAUAUCAUACUUCUUUCAAACUGGAAUUUGAUUAA